This is a messenger RNA of Zerene cesonia (dogface butterfly), 1685 nucleotides long. RefSeq lists its product as uncharacterized. The record is from RefSeq and is a predicted model, not a curated record. The coding region runs from base 65 to 1219 and encodes 384 amino acids. NCBI's taxonomy places the organism in Eukaryota, Metazoa, Arthropoda, Insecta, Lepidoptera, Pieridae. The transcript has a single exon.
UUCAACAGUUAUUAAUUAUCCAAUUCUCUAUUUUUCUUUCAUUAACGCCAAUUUAUCGACUAAAAUGUUUAAACAUGGAUGUGAGCAUACUUCGGAUGUUCAUUGUGAACGUUACAAUCGUCUCUCGCAACGUUUAAAAGGCGACCGAAUAAUGCCUAGGGUGAAACUGGUGAAAAAAGUUGUUUUAUCCAGAAAUAUUGGAGUAUCAACAUCAGAACAGAGGAAAAGCUGUUCCACAGGUAUAAUAACCCACAAACAAACAAUCAAUAAGCAAAAGAAAAUGACAAAGUCUGAUUGUAUUUUGGAUCCAACAACAUCGCUAACGAAGCUCGAUUGUUGUAAGAAAUGUGGAGAUACAGACUAUAUACGAAAAGAUUCGACAUCUAGGCAUACAAAUGAAAAAUUAAGCGAUCUUUAUAGUCUUCAAUCGCUGCAUAGAAUUAUUAAUAACAAUAAAGCUAGCAAACAUGACUUCAGAAAUGAUAAAUUAAAACAGUAUUAUAGAAACGAAAACUUUCAAAUGUCAUCGGAAUCUAUUCCUGAUAUUAUGUAUAACACAAAGAAAACCUCCUUAGAAACAAUUAAGGAGCAAUCUGAACAAAUGCAGCCUGCGUCUAGAGAUUCUACAUUAAAAUUGUAUACAGACUCUUCGGUAGAAGAAAUGGGCUUUUUUAAUCCAAAUGACACAGAUAAUUUAAAAAAUAUAAAAGAAUUCCGCAGUGACAAUUAUUUUGAAUGUCAUUCUGUCAAAUCCAGAAUUAAACACAGAAUUGCCAGUGACGACAAACAUAAAUGUGUUUAUAGGUUUUAUUUAAAUGACAGGUUAUUUCCUGUGCCUUUUAAUACAGAUUUUGAAGAGAAUAUAAGAUGCAUGGAGUGCAACUUGCCGUUACAAAAUAAAGAGGAUUUUUCUAACAUCAAUGGAAUGAUACAGGCUAAAGUAAAAUUGAAUGACAAGGUACAGGACACAAUUGUUAUGUUGCCAGUUAAAGAACCUUUAAUUAUAAAGGAAAGAAAGAAAGAUGCAAACACUCGAAAGGAAUUAGAUUCAGUGUACUUUGGUAUUGUUAAAUUGAACUUGAACGGUGAUUCAAUAUUUAAUAAAACACAACCAGAUGAUUCUUUAGCUCUCAAAUAUCAAAAGGGUUAUAAAAAAUUUAGUGAUGAUUUAAAAUAUGAUUACAAUAAUUGUAAUAAUGAUGAUGUUAUCAUAAUUUAACGGCAGUAUAAUUGUCCACAAACCAGGCUUUAAUUUCACCAGGCUGAUAAUGUGUGCAAGUUAAGCAUGGAGACCCAUCAGCUGCAGAUCUGUCUGUUGAGUAGUGGUGACCUUGGAAAUACAUGAAUUUUUAGAUUUUAGCAAACACACUUUGUUCAAGAGAUUGAAGUCAGCUGGUUGUGUGGCGUAUAUCCAGUACAAGUCUAUGUUUCACAUCUUUGUAUGACAAGCAGACAUACUACCACCCUAUAACUAGCGUACAUUUAAAUUUCUGUCUUAUAAGCAUUUCAAGAUAAUGAAAACUAUAAUCUAUCAAACUGUCAAGUAGGUGGAAUAGAAUGAUUUUGUAAUACUUGAAGAGUCAUUACUGCUAAGCCCGCCAUCGGAGCUGCAGCCAGUGCCGGUCACCAUGCUUAAGGAUCUGGUGCUGGCUCGGAGAUUUUAAACCACAUUUUUUUCCGUUAUU